Styela clava is the source of this 2963-nucleotide messenger RNA. RefSeq lists its product as uncharacterized. Gene Ontology annotation, cellular component: extracellular region. NCBI's taxonomy places the organism in Eukaryota, Metazoa, Chordata, Ascidiacea, Stolidobranchia, Styelidae. Gene Ontology annotation, molecular function: peptidase inhibitor activity. The record is from RefSeq and is a predicted model, not a curated record.
GGUUAUUUCACACAAAACUUGUCUGAAUAUAUAGUAUACGGUUUGCGAGAUAUGAUGGUGUCAAAGCUGCACACUUCUUACCGGAUGCCCAUGAAGAUUUUUGGGGUUCAAAGAGUUGAAAUCCGAUUAGAGAGCAUCACGUCAUGUUUUUUCAUUUCUUUGUCACCAGGAGACCCAUGCACUACGGGAGACGAUUGCACUGCAGUAAAUGAAAUUUGCCAUUUUGUCGACGACGCCAAUUGUCAUUGUCCAGUUGGAUUCAAAGGAGUCGACUGCAAAGAACCUAACACUCAAUUUAUCGACGAAAAAUGUGAACUACCCGAAGUAAUACCAUCAACAUGCGACGAUAUAUCAGACGAGUGCGGAGACGGUUGUUCUGCGGGAUUUAUAUGCUGUUCAACAAGUUGUACAACAACUUGCAUACCUGAUGACGAAUGUACAACGACCGAGCAAUGCCCGGAAAAUAAAAUGUGCGGUAAACAGCCAUUUGAACGUAAUACCUGUCGUUGCCCAAUUGGAUAUAUAGGAGAUGAUUGUAUGGAACGAGAAGAUGGCGUAGACGACAGAUGUCCUUAUCCGAAUGAGCUGAUUGACCUUUGCGAACUUUCCGAUCUAGACAUCCAAUGUAAUAGUGAAAACAGAUGUCCGGAAGGAGAAACAUGUUGCCCAGGAGCUGAUGGAUGUUCAAGCAGAUGUCUUACAUUACAAACAACCUGCACAGCAUCCGCGAAUUGCCCAGCAAAUAAUAUGUGCGCUCAGGACGAGACAGGCACUGUUUGUGCUUGUCCAUUUGGAUAUACAGGAGAUGAUUGUAUGGAACGACGAAGUGGCAUCGACGACAGAUGCCCUUUUCCCGACAAUCUGAUUGAUAUUUGCGCCAUUCCCCAAAUAGACUUCCAAUGUUCUGAAAAUGUUAACAAAUGCCCGGAUGGAGAAAUAUGUUGCCCAGGAGCAAAUGGAUGUUCAACCAACUGUAUUCCAAUAGGUUGUAAAGACCCCGUUGAUCGUAAAACAUGCACCGAUCACAACAAACUCUGCAUGGACGACGAUUCUACUACAGGUUUCAACUGUCGAUGUCCUUUCGGAUACAGCGGAACCAUGUGCGCCACACCAUUUGCCGGUUUUGAUGAGGAAUGUUCAUUUCCCGAAGUUCCUGGAGAUACUUGUGAUGAGUUUGAAACCACCCCGACCUGUACGAAAGCUGACGAUUGUGAAGACGAUGAAGUAUGCUGUUCAACAGGUUGUGGAACGGCUUGUGUGGAUCUUUCAGAUCCAAAACCACCGGGAAAGAAGAUUGACUUUGCAUUAAUUGCACUGCUUUUGUCCACACGCCGACAGCGACCUCCUGUAGCACCAGUAGUCCCAAUUCAUCCAGUAGUCCCAAUUUAUCCAGUAUCCCCAAUUUAUCCAGUUUCGCCAAUAUUACCAGUGGCACCAGUUCGUUGCCCGUCAAAUCGAUGUGUUUGUUCAAAGAACCUCGGUGCAAUUUGUGAACCAAGUAUAGGAGGUUGCGUCAAUAUCCGUGAUCAGCACACCAGGAAACUCAUCACGCCAUUAUGCAAAUGCAAUCCAGGUUAUCAGAUAUACAGCCCUUGCUCUAAAGAUAAAUGUCUCGACAUGUAUGGAAGACGAUUAGUGUGCCCGGGUCAUCCGAAUGCUAGAUGUCGCGUGACUCAGUGUGGAAGAUGCCAGGCAUAUUGGAUGGAUAUUUAUACAGGGAGACAAGUUACAUGCCAAAGAAUACAACCAGUAAACCCAGGUGCAGCAUGUGGUCCCGGAGAGAUUCCGGUUCUAGGAUGUCCAGAUGUAUGUCAACAUACUAAGUGCCCGAAUUAUCAGUAUGCAACUUGUACGGUUCGAGCUUGUAAUGGGUGCACAGCAAGAUACACCUACCAGGAAAGAGAUGUCACGGCAGGUUGUCAUCAAGUCGUGGGAUAAGAAUGGCUGGAAAAACACUCACACUGGACUGAAAAACACUUUAAAACCACAAAAAAACUAUUUUGAGCUAAUAAGUCUGGUUUAUAUAAGAACGCAAUAAAACUUGAAUCCAGCAACUGACAUUCCUUUUUUUCCUGGAAAAUUCAGUCGUGACGGUCGUAUUUGGUACUCCCUAAGUAUGUGAACCAACGUAGUAUGUGUACCGGGUUAUAGUUGGGCCAUAAUGUUAUUCCCAUUUUCAUUAUUUUAGUUCUAUCACGAGUUCGGAGAUUAGCCAAAUAACUCCCGUAUUAUAUGUACAUGAAAUUAUGGCCUAACCUGGUACACAUACUAUGUUCCGGUGUCCGCAAUCUUGGUUUGCACAUUUCGGGAGUACCCCCAUUUAUCUGUAUUAUACACAGAAAUCUUUUCAGCUUGAAACAGUUUUUAGACCCUCGUCAAGACCAUUGAAAUCCCACGAGUUAAGAAUCUUGAAACACACUCGGACCCGCUUGCUUUUACGGUCAAACUUGGUCAUUAGGAAUUUCAGAACACCAUUUUGAAAAUUACUGGCCACGCCCCUGUGAGCAGCUCCGGGCAAAAUUAAGUCAAAUCGCUCAUGCAACUACACAAUAAACCUGAACCUACCCCUUUUCUGGCCGUUUUCUUAAAUCUAUUGGCAUGGUUCAUUCACACACAAAAGUUUUUGUUACCCAUGAGGGCCUAAAACUUCACUGUGGGAUUUUAGAAUUUCAUGAUUGUGCUCUGUUCAUCGAGAUGGAGCUAAAGAGUAAAUCGAGAUCAAUAACUUACGUGUGCGAUCUGAUGCUAAAAAUAGUCACAAAUUUCCUUUCUUUAAAUAGUGUACAUAGUAAAGGCUUUACAUUGUAAUGUAUAUUGAUGAAAAAUUCAGUAUUCAUAUAUCUUAUGUGACAUUUGAUGAAUAAUUUGGUUCUUAUUUGUCAGCCUGUCAAGAGUUGCUUUUUUGGUGUUUUUAUGAACUUCAACUGUUCAUGAAUAAUUAUCUUAGGCUCAUUUAACGCUCU